Molecule: messenger RNA, 2369 nt
Organism: Schistocerca gregaria
Lineage: Eukaryota; Metazoa; Arthropoda; Insecta; Orthoptera; Acrididae
Product: UDP-glucosyltransferase 2-like
Exons: 5
Coding region: 71-1639 (522 amino acids)
Molecular function (GO): UDP-glycosyltransferase activity
Source: RefSeq, a predicted model, not a curated record
UUCCCACAGAUACUGCAGUACCGAUAGCACGUUACUCACCGACAUCUACUGUGCCGGCGUCCGUAACAGGAUGGAGAUGACCCACAUCUCGGUAGGUGCCCUGGUGCUGGUGCUGAUGUCACUCUCAGAGCCGUGCGAGUCGGCUAAGAUCCUGGGCCUGAUGAGCACGGCGUCGCCGAGCCACUACCACUUCAACCGCGCCCUCAUGCUCGAGCUGGCCCGCAGGGGCCACCAGGUGACCGUCUUCACCCCAGACGUGGAGAAGAGCCCGGUCCCCAACUACCGGCUCAUCCUCUCCGAGAGGGGCUACGAGGGCCUGCGGGAGGGGGAGGAAGAGCAGUUCGAGGACCUGGCGGAACGCAGCCACUGGUACCUGGCCAAACAGCUGUUCGACUGGGGAGAGAUGUGCUGCGACCACGCCAUCAACUCCGAAGGCGGCCGCCGGCUGAUGGAGCUCACCAAAAACGAAACCUUCGACUUGAUCAUCGCGGAAGUGAUGAUACAGGAGUGCCUCUUGGGAUUCGUACACGAGUUCGGAAAUCCCCCUCUCAUCGGGAUCAUAGCCUACGGGAGCCCUCCGUGGGCCAACGAGCUGGUGGGGAACUUCCACAACCCGGCCUACGUGAACACCUACACCUUGCAGCAUACGGACCACAUGACGUUCCUGCAGAGGGUCCACAACUUCGUGUUCGACACAGCUGUCGGCCUCUACCGCAAAUACCACUACUUGCCAGUGCAGGACGAGAUCGCUCGGAAGUUCUUUGGCAAGUCCGUGCCUCCGCCCAGUGAAAUAGAGAAGAAUUUUCAGUUUGUGAUGGUGAACUCGCACUUCAGCUUCGACUACCCGAAGCCUCUGGUGCCGGCCAUUAUAGAGAUUGGUGGAUUGCAAGUGGAACCACCGAAGCCACUGCCUAAGGACAUAAAGCAGUUCCUCGACGCGGCGACGGAAGGCGUCAUCUACAUGAACCUGGGCACCAACAUCCGCAGCGACAUGCUCAAGGACUACCAGCGGAGUGCCUUCCUCGAAGCGUUUGCAGAGCUGCCCUACAAGGUCCUCUGGAAGUUCGAGGCUGAAGACUUGCCGGGGAAGCCGGCGAACGUCAAGAUCAUGAAGUGGAUUCCGCAGAACGAUGUCCUGGCCCACCCCAACGUGAGGGUGUUCCUGGCGCACGGCGGCCUGCUGGGGACCUUCGAGACGCUGUACCACGGGGUGCCGGCAGUGGUGGUGCCGUACAUGCUGGACCAGGCGCUCAACAUGCACAAGCUGGUCGCCCACGGCGUCGCUGUGGAGCUGGACCCUCUGACUCUGACCAAAGAGAAGGUCUUGGACGCUCUCAACAGAGUCCUCAAGGAUCCCAGUUACAGGGAAAACAUGAAGCGGCUGUCAGCCAUCUAUCGGGACAAGCCGCAGACAGCCCUGGAGACGGCCGUCUGGUGGACAGAGUACGCUCUGAGGCACCAGGGGGCGCCACACAUGCGCUCCGCCUCCCUGGACCUCUACUGGUACCAGAGGUGGUUGCUGGACAUCAUCGCCUUCGUCCUCCUGGUCGCUGCCUCAGGCUGUGCUGCUGUCUACCUUCUAGUCAAGAAGCUCAUCUCUUCACUCUGGCCCAACAGUGGGAAGGUCAAGACCCACUGAUGGGCAAAUAGGGCUAAUCAAAACGUGUGGACGAUGCUGUAUCUCUGUCGGUCUUGUAGUGAAGAAGCUCGUAACUUCACUCUGAGCCAACUGUAGAAACGUCAACACCUGUCAUGACAUAUGAGAAGCUCAAGACCAACUGAUACGCAUGUGACCAGAUGGGAUUGUAAUCAGUGCAUGUGGUGGAUGAUAUUGACAGUGCACAGUGCUCCCAAAGAGCAGCAUCUUUAUACUGUGAUCUCUCGCAUGGUUUACGUUUUCUAGUCAGUCUAUUGCUUCUAGUAAUUCCAUGCAGAUUAAAAAUCUAACUGUGAAAGACUAUAAACCUGAGAAUAAUGAACUGUAAUGUGUGUCGUGGUGGUUCCUAGACUGGAAAACCUUAAUUCCUGGAACACAUGUAGGUAUAGUAGUAGAAAAGUCGUUCCCUGGUUUGGAAGCACAUUCUUUUUGGAUUUAUGGUCCACAGUUCCAGGGUGAAGGAUUAUAAAGGAAACAUACUGGGGACAGGAGAGCCAUUAUACCAGAACUGAUCAUGAGUAGAGUUUUGACAUAUACGAGAUCACAAGAAUGAGUCCUCUGUUUCCUACCCACCGUUUGUUUUCCUGUUAGGUCAGGACGAUUAUUGGCAUCUAUCUAGACGUAAGCAAGAAUGUUCCUGUAAUUUGUACUGUUAAUAAAUAAACGUCAUAUUGAUGUAAUUUUUUCGGAUUAAUAAAUGAUUACUUUAUAA